UUGGUGAAAUGAGGUGGACUGCAGCCAAACAAAACCAUCGAACCACGACCUUCCACCAGUCUCUGCCUUCGUGUUUGUGUUUGUAUGUUCGCAUCGACCCCCCCCCACCGCCCCUCAUCUCGCUCACGCGCUCUCCUUGUCGUCGUCGUCGUCCACAAGCACCCACACACAAGGCACCUUCACCAUGGACAACUCCAUCGCUCUGACCGUGGUCUGGGCGGAGAAGGACACUCAGCAAAUCAUCAAGUUUGGACGGCAAAUGACCGUGGCGCAAGCGUGCGUGCUUGCUCUCACAGAGUUUGGUCAGGAUCCAUCUCUCGCGGAUAUGUAUGGCUUCCUUCGGCAGUCCAUGCAUGGCGGCUACGACAUCUGGGUCGACCCAAAGGCCACCAUCGGCACCAGUGGCCUGCGCAAUGGGCAAAUUGUGCAGUUUGCGCCAAAGCAGCGCCCCCUCAAGAUUCGCCUCAUCGACGGCAGCGAAAAGACCGUCCGUACCGUCAAGAUUGACGAGAGCCUGCCUGUUGGCGCGAUUGUGCACAACGUGUGCCAACGCAUCGGCAUCCACAACCACGAGGAGUACUCGUUCAUGCUGGACGAAAAGGCCGCUUCUCCACAGGACACCCGCCGCUCAAAGAAGGAAACCCUCGUCGACCUUCGCAAGCGCAUGGCUGACGAUGAGAAGUGGCUGCAGCACGAGCUGACGCUGCGAGCGCAGGGCGUGAUGCCGGACCAGGUCCUCGUCCUCCGUAAGAAGUUUUUCUUCUCCGAUCAGGAAAUCAACAGAGACGAUCCUGUGCAAGUCAACCUCGUCUACGGACAGGCCAAGGACUCGAUUGUCAAGGGCGAGCAUCCCUGCACCCUCGACGAAGCCGUACAGUUUGCUGCCAUGCAAGUGCACAUUGAGCAUGGUGACCACAACCCUGACCGCCACAAACCGGGCUACCUCGACGACCUGCGAGCCGUGCUCCCUGCGGAGUAUGUCAAGGUCAAGGGCGUGGAGAAGAAAAUCUACGCAGAGCACAAGAAGCUCGUUGGCCAGCCCGAGCUGAACAUCAAGUUCAAAUACACCACCAUGUGCCGCGCCCUCAAGACAUAUGGCAUCACCUUCUUCAGCGUGCGGGAGAAAGUGAAGGGCAAGAACAAGCUCAUCCCACGCCUUCUCGGCGUCACUCGCGAGAGCGUCAUGCGCAUGGACGAAAAGACAAAGGAGGUGCUGAAGACAUGGCCGCUGACGACGGUGAAGCGGUGGGUUGCAUCACCCAACAGCUUCACCCUCGACUUUGGCACGUACUCCGACUACUACUCUGUGCAGACGCUUGAGGGCGACAAGAUCUCGCAGCUCAUUGCGGGCUACAUCGACAUCAUCCUCAAGAAGCGCCGGCAACAGGACAGGCGGGAGUCUGCGUCCAGCAUGGCAGCACAAUCUGGAAACACAACCUCACAACUCGCCCGCGCCGAACGCGUCAACCUCCGCGGCAGCAAGGCGACGCAGAUGAACGUGCGUCAGUCCGCCUCGGGCCACGCUUCGCUGCGUCCGCGCCUGCGCUCGUCGGCACAGGCACAGUCCACGCUUGCCAACCACAUCUCGCGUGCCAACCGCGUGUUUGUGCUUGCAGGCAAGAAGAUUGCGUCGCCCGCCACGCUGCCGCCGCUUGGCGAGUCCGCGUCCGCCCACCGCUGGCGCGAGGAAAAGGACCUGCUCGCCCGGCAGAACGUCGCAGCCGAGGUUGCCGCCAUCCUCUCUGCCACCGCCAACAUUGUCACGCUCACAACAGCCCGCAGCGACAACACCAAGGUCAACUUCACCGCCGUCGGCGCCAGCAUCUCCACACUGGCGUCCAACAUGCGGUCUGCCGCCGAGGACGUGGCCAUGCUCAUGGCCCUCAACCCGGUGCAGGCAGACAACUUCAAGUCGGCGCUGGAGCAGCUGUCAUCGCACCUGCGCUCGUUUGUGGACACGGUGGCCCCGACAGAGCGCGGCAUCAUGAACCGCCAGAACAUCCUCUCCUCUGCAAACCAGGUUGGCCAAAGCGGGUCGGCGCUGCUGUCCCUGGCCCAGGCGGCCGAGGUCUCCGACGAGAAGCAGAGCCACAUCAUGGGCCUCACCAAGGCCAUUGCAAACGCCACCAGCGUGCUUGUGGACCGCGCAAAGACGGUGGCCGGCAAGUGCGACGACGCCGUGCUGCAGAGCAGCGUCAUCACCGCCGCCAAGACCACCGCUGUCGCCACAACGCAGCUGGGCACCUGCUCCAAGAUGCUGGUGCCAUCCAUCCACAGCGCGCUGUGCCAGGAGCAGCUGCAGGAGAGCGCCCGCGCCCUGGCCGCCUCUGUGGAGACGCUCGUCAGCGCGGCUCAGAACGCGUGUGCGGACGAGCAGGCCGUUGGCGAGCUCGCCCACGCCGCCACCGCCGUGUCCGACGCCCUCGGGCAGCUCAUCCAGGGCAUCAACGAAGUUGUUGUUGUCGUCGGCAACACCGCGUCGACCGGCGGCUCGCGCAGUCGUGCGGGCACGGCGUCCGGUGCCGCAACGGGCACGUACGCGACCCUGGGCGCAAGCGUGUCGCCCAUGUUUGAGCGCGCGUGCGAGGAGAUUCUGCAGUCUGCAGACGCCCUCCCGCGCCGGCUUGGCGACCCGCGGCAGAUGGUGGCGACCGCAAAGCAGCUGGCCAAGGCCACGGCCGUGGUGGUGAGCGAGGUGAAGGCACGCGCCAACAGGGAGACAGACCCGACGAAGCAGCAAGAGCACCUCAAGACGGCCCGCCGCCUUGCCGACGCCACAACGCGCCUGGUGGAGGCCACGAAGAAGGCGUCGCAGAACCCCAAGAGCAAGAAGGCGCAGCAGGCACUUCUGGACGCAGCGUCGAACCUGCGCGACGUGACGAAAGCCACAGCCAGCGACGUCAUUCUCAAGCGCGCCAUCACGGGGCUGGUCACCAGCGCCAAGCAGUCUGCCGCCUCCGUCACCCAGCUCAUCAGCGCCGUGCACGCCACGGACGACCUCGUGCGGGAGUCGUCAACACGCGAGCGGCUGGCGGCGCAGUGCCAGCACAUCCGCGGGCAGACGGCGCGCCUGAUCACGGCCAUUCGCGGUGCCCGCCGCGACCCCAUGAACGCUGCGGCGCAGAUGGACCUGGUCAACAAGGCGCAGGACUUCCUGGCGCCGGCCAAGCGCCUUGCGGAGGCCGCCAGAAACGUCGCGCCCACGUUCACGGACGCCGCAGCCACCAUGCAGGUGACAAACUGCGCACGCAGCGUCAACGCGGCCCUGGCAGACCUCAAGUCGUCCAUUGCGUCCACGGCCGACGCCUCGGACAGCCUUCAGUUGAGCCACGCCGUGGAGAGCGUACUCACGCUCGGCUCCUCGCUGGCCCAGCUGGACGCGAUGGCGGAGCAAGGGCAGUUGGCGGCGAUGCCUGGGGACGACCCUGCCGAGGCGGUGCGGCGCAUCAUGGCGUCCAUCCACGCCGUCAAGACCCGCAUCAAGCAGUUCCAGGCCGCGGUGAAGCAGGGCAACGAGGACUUUGUCAACAAGUGCGCCAACGCCAUGGCCAAGGCCCUCAAGGAGCUCACCGUGGCGGUGCAGGUGUUUGCAGCGAGCACACCGGCCUCUGAGCAGCAGCGCGCCAUCCUCGCCCACGCCCGCGCGGUCAUGCAGCAGGCGGCCCAGCUGCUGAUGGAAGGCCGCAAGCUCGUGAGCGGCGCAGAGGCCGGCAGUGGCGGCAAGAUGUCGGCUGCGGCCAUGGCGGAGGUGAAGGCUGCGAGCAAGCAGCUGUUGGAGAGCCUGUCGCAGCUGGCCUCGGACCUCCCGGGCCAGCGCAGUGCGCAGCAGUGCGCGCAGCAGGUGCACAAGCAGGCCAAGCCGCUGACACAGAGCAAGGGCUUCAGCGUGCAGGCGCAAGGCCCCGAAGUGUUCCAGCAGCACUCGGCCACCGUGAUGUCCGCGGCCAAUGCCUUGUCGCAGGUGGUGUCGGAGGUGUCUGACAAGGCCCUGCUGGGCGGGCCCGACGAGGUUGCCGCGGCAUCGCAGCGCCUGGUGGAAGUGCACAAGUCGUUUGUGUCUGCGGGGCUCACCCUUGCCGGCGCGUGCGAGACGCAGGAGGACGCAAAGGACCUGCUGUCAUUCCUGCAGAGCAUCUCCACCAAUGCGGAGAAGCUGCUGAAGCUUGGUGCUGCCACGGCCGUGGACCCGACAGACAACAGCCAGCGCAACCUCCUCUCCUCCGCCGUGCGUGGCAUCUCUUCAUCCAUCAACAAUCUUCUCACCGCGUGCACGCAGUCCGCCCCGGGCCAGAAGCAGUGUGACAAGGCCAUUCGUACAGUGCAGGCCGCAGCGGCCUCGCUCGAGAGCCCAACAUCCGCCAUCAGCGCAAGCUCCUACUUUACCUGUGUUGACGACGUGCUGACCAAAACCAGAGACCUGGGCUCUGCACUGGCUGAGGUUGCGGGCCACUGCAAGAACCGUGACACAGACCGCUUCAACUCUGCACUGCAGCACGCCACAGAUGCCGUCGUCGGUCUCUGCGAGGACGCUGCACAGGCAGCAUACCUGGUUGCCGUGUCUGAUGUGUCCUCCUCUGGUGGCUCUGGCGGUGGGGCGCUGGACCAGGCGGGCGUGAUUCGUUCCAAGGAAGCAAUCGAGCACGCGUGCGCAACGCUGGUGAGCUGCACGUCGUCCCAGCAGGAGGUGAUGGCGGCGGCAAAGCGCAUCGCCACAGAUACAACGAGCCUGUGCCACCUGUGCCGUGCGGCGGCGGAGCAGACAACCAACCCAGUUGUCUCGCAGCAGCUGGUCGAGGUGUCCACGGCCAUCUCCGGCGCCACACGCGACGUGAUUGCCAACGCAAAGCAGCUGGCCUCGUCCAUGACCCCCGAGGCGCGCGCUGCGUGCCAAGAGAGCUCGGCACAGCUGAACGAGGUGGUGGAUCAGCUGCUUCAGCUGGCCACCGACGCGGACGCGGAUGCGAGCGGUGCCGGUGCCGCCGCCUUCAGCGAAGAGGCGAAAGCGCGCCAGAAGCCGUUCUGCACCGCUGGGCGGGACGUGGCAGAGGCAAGCUGCAAGCUCAUCACCGCCGCCAAGAGCCUGAUUGCCAACCCACGCGACCCGCCAAAGUGGGAGGAGCUGGGCCAGCACUCCAAGACAGUGUCGCAGUCUGUGCAGGCGCUCGUGUCCGCCAUGCAGGACAACGCGCCCGGCCAGCGCGAGUGCGACAACACCGCCUACGAGAUUGGGCAGCUGCUGCACGACCUGCAGGAGACGGAGUACGCGUGCCAGAGCGGCACGCUGGAGGUGGCUGACGACGAGACGAUGGGCGGUUUCCAGGAGGAGAUUGUGGGCAUGGCUGCGAACCUGCGCGAGGCGUGCGACGCGCUCAAGACGGGCGGAACGAGCGACCCGGCGCGUCUGGCGCACGCAGCGGAGGCAACGCGCACCAUCGCAGACUCGUUGCUCACGAGCAUGAUUGGCGCCAUCUCGCACAUCAAGGACAGCGAGGUGCAGCAGUCCGUGUGCGCGCAGGGCCGGACGUUGCUGGAGGGCGUGAGCCAGCUCGUGCACGCGGCACGCGACUGUGGCGGCAACCCGGAUGAGAAGACGAAGCACCGCAUUGUCGCACGCGCGCGUGAGAACCUGGACAAGGGCAUCACAGAGUUCUGUAACACGAUUGGGCAGCUCACCAACGAGACUGGCGUUGCUGCUGGCAACCUGAACAACAUCAACCGCGCCCUGGACAAGCUGGAGCUCGGAGAAGCGGCCGAGUUCACCACUGCGCAGAACUUUGUCGACUACCAGGACUCUGCCAACAAGCACACCCGCAAGAUGGCCACAAAGGCACAGGACAUGUUGAGCAAGGCGCUUACGGAGCCGGAGGAGGUUCCUGCACUGGCCACCGAUCUCACCAACCAGCUGCUCGCGCUCAUCUCAGACACCACCGGUGCCCUCAAGGGCUUGCCGUCAGACAAGUUUGCCACACAGCUCAAGGGUGCCGUGCGUGAUCUCGGUGUUGCCUGCAGCAACCUGGUCGGCUCCGCUGGGCUGCUGCAGCAGCGACCAACGGACCAGGUGGCGAAGCAGGAGGUGGCCGACAGCGCGCGCGAGGUGUCGCGUCAGGUGCAGAGCGUGGUUGCCCAGCUGCAGGCUGGUUCCCGCGGCACGCAGGCGUGCAUCGACGCGUGCGUCAAGGUCGAGGACACGGUCACAGACCUGGAGACAACGCUCAUGUUUGCAUCUGCGGGCUCGCUCAUGCCGGACGCGCAGACGACGUUCACGGCGGAGCAGGGCCAGAUCCGCGACAAGGCCAAGCAGCUUGUGGAGCAGACCAAGGCGCUUGUCACGGCAACGGCGGAGUCCCAGGACGACCUUGCUGCUGCUGCGGAGAAGCUCAACACCAACUUUGACGCACUCGUCGAGUCGCUGAAGCUUGGUGCAGCCUCGCUUGGGCCCGACCAGGUGGACGCCCAGGUGCUGCUGCUGAACGCUGCACGUGAUGUGGGCGCAACGCUCGCUGAGCUCCUCACCACAACCAAGUCCGUCUCCGGCAACCCACACGAUGAUGCGGCUGUGAAGAAGCUGGGCGAGCAAGCGCGGACCAUGGCCACGAACAUCAGCGGGCUGCUGAAGACGGUAUCUGGCAUCGAUGAUGGUGCACAGCGCGUCACACAGGCCCUCGAGUCUGCAAUGCAGGCCAUUGAGCGGGAAGAAACGAGCUCCAGCCUUGUUGAUGAGGAUGUGAAGGACGAGGAUGCGGUGGGCAACCUGAUUGCGGCAUCGCGGCCCGUGACCUCGGCGGUGACCAAGCUGGUGACGGCCAUGGGCUCUGGCCAGGUGGAUCGCCUGACGGGCGCCGCGAACGACGUACGCAAGGCCGUGAUUGACCUGAUGAAGGCUGCCGAGGUGGCCAGCGUUGUGAGCGAGGCGUCCACAGGCCGGGACGAGGUGCAGUCUGCGAGCAAGGGGUGCGCUGCGGCUGUUCGCGGCCUGCUUGGCGUUGCCGCGUCGCUUGCGGGCCGCCCAGCGACUUCCGACGCGAAGAAGCAGGCGCUCGAGUGGUCACGGCAAGUGGCGUCCAACCUGGCUGAGGUUGGCCAGGCCGCGCAGAACCUCAAGGGCGAUGACUGGGUUGACCCGACCGACCCCAACGUCGUUGCGGAACAGGAGCUGCUGACCGCUGCUGCCGCCAUCGACUCUGCCGCGGACAAGCUCUCUGUGAUGCAGCCCCGCGCGGAGGUGCAGGUGGAGGACCUUCCGUUUGAGGAGCAGAUUCUCGGCGCCGCAAAGAGCAUUGCCACCGCCACGUCGUCACUGGUCAAGGCCGCCAACGCCGCACAGAAGGAGAUGGCCGACACCAUGCCGUUCUCUGGCGAUUAUUACAGUGAGGAGGCGCAGUGGUCAGCGAGCAUGGUGUCUGCCGCCAAGCUGGUUGCGUUUGCCACGCAGAACCUGUGCGAGGCGGCCAACGCCACGGUGCAGGGCGGCUCUGCCGACGAGAAGCUGGUGGCGUCUGCGAAGAGCGUGGCCAACUCCACUGCGCAGCUCAUGCUUGCUUGCCGCGCAAAGAUGGAUGCGCAGUCGCCGACGGCCAAGCGGCUGCUGGCUGCCGGCUCCGCCGUCAAGAAGGCUGCAGAUCACUUGGUGGAGUCUGCCAAGACGGCGCUUGAGGAGGCGCAGGAGGCAGACAUGUCCCUGGACGAGCGCCCCGUGCAGAGCAUGCGCCAGGAGAUUGAGGCUGUGGAGGCCGUGCUGAAGCAGGAGCGCGAACUGGAGGCUGCAAAGCGCAACCUGGCCAAGCUGCGCGCUACCAAGUACAAGAAGGGCAAAUCCACCUGGGCCGCCUCCCUUCGCCUCUCCAAGCACAUGGAGUGAUGGAGUGAGAGCGAGACGCAGCAGGCAUGUGGUGGUGCCGCCGUGUGGUAUGACUUGUCGUUUGCUCAGCGAGGUGGGUGUUGUUGGUGCACGUGUGACAUGACAAGUUGUUUCUUUUGUGCGACCUUCUCAAUACAGUUUUGGUUCUGUGGUUGAUUCCCCGUGAUGUUUGCGGUUGACUUGUGACUGUACUGAGCGCACUUUCGUUCUGUUGUUUGUUUACUCUCGUUUCGUUCGCUCCAUAAAUGCCGCGAAAGCCGAAACGUCUCAAGUGUAAAUCAUGAACAGAGCA
Messenger RNA from Salpingoeca rosetta, 8150 nucleotides. Its product is annotated as Tln1 protein. The transcript has 15 exons. Gene Ontology annotation, molecular function: actin filament binding; structural constituent of cytoskeleton; integrin binding. NCBI's taxonomy places the organism in Eukaryota, Choanoflagellata, Craspedida, Salpingoecidae. The record is from RefSeq and is a predicted model, not a curated record. Gene Ontology annotation, biological process: cell-cell adhesion. The coding region runs from base 185 to 7858 and encodes 2557 amino acids. Gene Ontology annotation, cellular component: cytoskeleton; focal adhesion; plasma membrane.